Molecule: messenger RNA, 1141 nt
Organism: Solanum verrucosum
Lineage: Eukaryota; Viridiplantae; Streptophyta; Magnoliopsida; Solanales; Solanaceae
Product: peroxidase 9
Exons: 4
Coding region: 22-1017 (331 amino acids)
Biological process (GO): hydrogen peroxide catabolic process; response to oxidative stress
Molecular function (GO): heme binding; peroxidase activity
Source: RefSeq, a predicted model, not a curated record
UUCUACUCAUCAAUUAAUAAUAUGUCUUCUCUUGGACUAGUAAUGUUUAUUUUAUCUUGUGCAAUAUUCCAAGCCUUUCCAGUUUCUAGUUCCAAUAAUUAUGGUGGUCUAUUCCCAGAGUUGUACCAAAUCUCAUGUCCCCAAGCAAAUGAAAUUGUAAUGUCUGUUUUAGAAGAGGCCAUUUCUAAAGAUCCAAGAAUGGCUGCUUCUUUGCUUAGACUUCAUUUCCAUGAUUGCUUCGUUCAGGGUUGUGAUGCAUCGAUUUUAUUGGAUAAAAAUAGUGCAUUCAAAAGUGAAAAGGAAGCAGGACCAAACAAGAAUUCUCUAAGGGGAUAUGAAGUAAUUGAUGAAAUCAAAGCUAAAUUAGAACAAGUUUGUCCUCACACCGUCUCUUGUGCUGACAUUCUAGCCCUUGCUGCUCGUGACUCUGUUGUCCUAAGUGGUGGACCAUAUUGGGAAGUACCACUAGGAAGAAGAGACUCAAAGACAGCAAAUUUCAACAAAGCAAAUAUAAAUAUUCCAGCACCAAACUCAACAAUCCAAAAUCUCAUAAACCUCUUCAAUAAACAAGGUCUUAAUGAACAAGACCUUGUUGCUCUUUCUGGAGGGCACACUAUAGGUAUGGCAAGAUGUGUGUCAUUUAAACAAAGGUUAUAUAAUCAAAAAGGUGACAAUUUACCAGAUGUAACUCUAGAGAAAACUUACUACAAUGGAUUAAAAUCAAUUUGUCCAACAAGUGGUGGAGACAAUAAUAUUUCUCCUCUAGAUGUUGCAUCACCAGUUAGAUUUGAUAACACAUAUUUCAAAUUAUUGUUAUGGGGCAAAGGUCUUUUGAACUCAGAUGAAGUGCUUCUAACUGGAAAUGUAAAAAAGACUAAGGAAUUGGUGAAGAGUUAUGCUGAAAAUGAGGCUAUUUUUUUCAGUCAUUUUGCUAAGUCUAUGGUGAAAAUGGGAAAUAUUAAUCCUCUGACUGAGUUGAAGGGUGAAAUUAGAAAAAACUGUCGCAGAAUUAACUGAAAAUUUUAGUUAUUUACUUAUGUAUUAAUCAUGAAUUGAAUGCUCAUGUUUGGAACCAUGGAUUAUGAAUUUGUAAGAUGUUUAUUGUUGUUGUAAAAUGUUUUAUGCUAAAGUGGCUUAUUUA